GCUUUACGGCAGCGGGAGGGUUUGCGACGGCCCCGCUUUACGGCGGAAGCGCGGGGGACAACGGCCGUCGGAUCCGGACCCCGCCGGGCGAUGGGAAGAUGCCCCUGAACGUGAAAUGGCCUUUCCCUUCCGUCCCUCCGCUGCCCUGGACUCUGGCGAGCAGCAUCGUCAUGGGGUUGGUGGGCACCUACAGCUGCUUCUGGACCAAGUAUAUGAACCACCUCAUGGUGCACAACAAGGAGGUGCUGUAUGAGCUGAUUGAGAACCGGGCCCCGGGAACCCCCCUCAUCACCGUCUCCAAUCACCAGUCCUGCAUGGACGACCCUCACCUCUGGGGAAUCUUGAAGCUGCGACAUAUCUGGAACCUGAAGCUGAUGCGGUGGACCCCCGCUGCAGCAGACAUUUGCUUCACCAAGGAGCUGCACUCUCGCUUCUUCAGCCUGGGCAAGUGUGUCCCCGUGUGCCGAGGGGACGGGGUCUACCAGAAAGGGAUGGACUUCAUCUUGGAGAAACUUAACCAUGGGGACUGGGUCCACAUCUUCCCAGAAGGGAAAGUGAACAUGAGCCAGGAAUUCCUGCGCUUUAAAUGGGGAAUCGGGCGCCUGAUUGCUGAGUGUCGCCUGAACCCAGUCAUUCUGCCUCUGUGGCACGUAGGGAUGAAUGAUGUCCUCCCCAACGCUCCGCCAUACUUCCCCCGCUUUGGACAGAAAAUCACAGUGCUGAUAGGGAAACCAUUCAGCGCCUUGCCCGUGCUGGAGCACCUCCGGGCCGAGAACAAGUCGGCGAUGGAGAUGCGGAAGGUCCUCACCGACUUCAUCCAAGAGGAAUUUCAGACGCUGAAGACGCAGGCCGAGCUGCUUCAUCACCGCUUUCAGCCCCAGAGAUAGUGUAGCUGGGGCGGGGCCGGACGGGGCAAAGAGCUCAGAGCCUGGCCUUGCCUCACGCCCCAUUGUCCCCCCGCCCCCAUCCCCGGAGGUGGCGGGAAGGAGGUGGGGGCCGUCUUCUUCCCCCGACCCCAUCGCAGGAAAGAGAACCUCGACUUCUGGAAGUUGCUGGAGCACAUCCUAUUGGCGGCGGGUACGAGGAGGAGGCGGCGGAGGCUGCUCGGAGCUCCCACCUGCAGGAACCCAUGUCGAUGCCCAUCCCCGGUUCAUCCCCGGAGGCUGUGCCCACCGCUCACUUGGGUGGCUGUGCCCGAGAGUCGGGGAAGAUGGCAUUGGGCUGCGGAUAAAUGAGGUUUGAUGCUUUUAGACGGUUUUGAACAUUGUCACGGUUCCCUCCCUUCCCUGUCCAGCGACAAGGGUUUAUUCCUCAUUUUUGUAACAGAGUGGCAGACAGGUACCCACCGCCCCCUCCCUCAUGUGCCAAGAGCUCUGGCUCCCUGUGGAAUCACUAGAGGGCAGCUCCCGACAAAACAUAGGGUGCCCUACAAAAAUGGAAGCUUCCCUUAAGCUUCUUAACCCUGUGCUGGGGCAGGGUUCGCUUUUCUUUUUAAUUCCGAUGUCGUGGAGGGAACGGCUGGAGUUGGGAAGACCCCUGAAGCAGAUUCUGUGCCAUGGUGGCUCAACAGCCCCAACUGUUUCCCGAGCUGAGAUUUCGGGGAGGCCCCCGGUAGGCUCGAGGUUGAUAAGGCCAUCAGAGGCUCAGGCCGUAUCGAGUUGAUGGACUCACUGAGCGCUGACCCUCCCGGCGUCACCAUCUGUGUCCAGCCAGGGGCUUGUAGAAGUUGGCUACAGCACCCUUUUUAUCUAGACUUUUGCUCCCCAGAACCUGAGGUCUUUUGGAGGGGAAGUUUGGGCAGAGCCUCAUCUUUCUCCCGUUGGGUAAGUUGGAGGAGAUCCACUAGUCAACUCUCAGGCCCCAUUUUCCCCCUUAGGUCAGCUGUGGAUGGCUCUCCUCCCCCACUAGCCCUCCUGAGACAAUGGCAAGAGCCCAGCCCAUGACUGUAAUGGGUGGAUGAGCACGCCCUGGCCCCUUUUGUUCCCCAUGUCAAUAAGACCUUUUCUCCCCUCACCUCUUUACUGACUGGGGCAAUUAGGAGCAGAGGCCAAACUCCAUGUCCGGCCUGGACGCUAGGCUAUGCACCUGUUUGAUGCCUGUGUAUUUUGAUACUUUUUCCAAUAAAGGUUAUACCCAUUUCCUGCU
Molecule: messenger RNA, 2145 nt
Organism: Ornithorhynchus anatinus (platypus)
Lineage: Eukaryota; Metazoa; Chordata; Mammalia; Monotremata; Ornithorhynchidae
Gene: TAFAZZIN
Product: tafazzin
Exons: 11
Coding region: 99-887 (262 amino acids)
Biological process (GO): cardiolipin acyl-chain remodeling; inner mitochondrial membrane organization
Cellular component (GO): mitochondrial membrane
Molecular function (GO): 1-acylglycerophosphocholine O-acyltransferase activity
Source: RefSeq, a predicted model, not a curated record